Molecule: messenger RNA, 1385 nt
Organism: Chaetomium strumarium
Lineage: Eukaryota; Fungi; Ascomycota; Sordariomycetes; Sordariales; Chaetomiaceae
Exons: 3
Coding region: 139-1338 (399 amino acids)
Source: RefSeq, a predicted model, not a curated record
UUGUAUCACGUGCUCUCGCGACACGAAACGCUAACCCGGCUUCCGAUCCACGCGUCUUCAUUGCACCCGUCGACGUCAUCCUGUCUCAAGGGAACCGAGCCACAACCCAUCACCAUUAGUGUUCUAACCCUUACCAGCAUGCCUCCUCAGAAACGCAAGGCGCCGGUGACUACCGAGUUUGGCGCAGAAGAGACGGAAGGACGCUUGGCUCGUCGGCGGUCACUGCGCGUCAGCUCGUCGGGCCAAAAGAGCAAGUACUUCGGGACCGACUCAGACUCGGACACCACCGAAGAUGAACCCCGGCUGAAGCAGGGCCGCGGCAGGGGCAGACCGGCCAAGAAGACUAAGGUCAAGGUCAAGCAGCCAGAAGCCGAGUCGGAUGGCGACGAGGAUGAAUACAGGGAGGAGCAGGCGCACGAAGCAGAGCCGAACGCCGAAGACAGCGAUGAUGAUGAGGUUGACGAGAACGCCCCGCCAAAAGUCACCUUUGUGCCCCUGCCGAAGCUGCGUGACACGGGCGGCAUCGAGUACGCCGACGACCGGCUGCACCCGAACACGCUGGCCUUCCUCCAGGACCUCAAGGCCAACAACAAGCGGUCGUGGCUGAAGGAGUACCGCCGGGCGCUCAAAGACUGGGAAUCCUACGUCACGACCAUCACCGAGAAGAUCAUCGACGCAGACCCGACCAUCCCGGAGCUGCCCUUCAAAGACGUCAACUUCCGCAUCUACCGCGACAUACGCUUCAGCAACGACCCCACGCCCUACAAGGCGCACUUCUCGGCCGCCUUCUCCCGCACCGGCCGCAAGGGGCCCUACGCAUGCUACUACAUCCACGUCGAGCCCGGCGCCAGCUUCGUCGGCGGCGGGCUGUGGCACCCGGACUCGUCUGCGCUGGCCCGCCUGCGCGCCAGCAUCGACGAGCGGCCCCGGCGCUGGCGCCGCGUGCUCAACGACGGGGCCUUCAAGGAGACUUUUCUGGGCAUCUCGUCGGUUACCUUCGCUGCUGAUGGGCGCGUGGGGAAGGUGAGUAAGGGAACUAAAAAGAAGAAGAAAGGGAAGGGGGAGGAGGAGGCCGAGGAGGAGGAGGAGGAGGAGGCGCUGAAGGCGUUUGCGGAGAGGAACCGUGAGGGCGCGCUCAAGACGCGGCCGAAGGGGUUUAUCCCCGAGCAUAGGGACAUGCAGCUGUUGAAGCUGAGGAAUUUUACUGUUGGGAAGAAGGUUGCCGAGGAGGUGUUUACUUCUGCGAGCGGGCAGGAGGAGGUGGCUGGGAUUGUGCGGGCUAUGGUUGGAUUUGUGAGUCUCGCUUUUCUUUUGAUGUCGACUGUUGCUGCGGGAUGAGUGAGCUGACACUCGAGCACCUAGGUCACGCACCUGAAUCGGAUCGU